Knipowitschia caucasica is the source of this 2865-nucleotide messenger RNA. NCBI's taxonomy places the organism in Eukaryota, Metazoa, Chordata, Actinopteri, Gobiiformes, Gobiidae. The record is from the annotation of a GenBank genome assembly.
AUGAAGACUAUUAUGGAAAGAAAUGUGAUGCGACUUGUGGCUGUGCAGCACCUCCGCACAGUUUACGGCAUAAAAGCUAAAAACUGGAAUAAAAACAAAACAUCACGGACAUCCACAAGCAUCACGAAAAAAGUAUUUGGUGUAGCUCUUGAUAACCUACCAUGCGUUAAUAUGGAUUAUGGGAUUGUGCCAAGGUUUCUUGUUGACGCUUGUAUGUAUCUAACGACUCAUGUCGACACAGAGGGCCUAUUCAGAAAGUCAGGGUCCGUUCUUCGCCUCAAAGCUCUCCGGGUCAAGUUGGAUGCAGGAGAAGACUGUCUGUCCACAGCUCUUCCCUGCGAUGUGGCCGGCCUGGUGAAGCAGUUCUUUAGAGAGCUGCCGGAGCCGGUGCUUCCAACAGAGCUGCAUGAAGCCUUUCUCAAAGCCCAGCAGCUAAACUCAGACGAGGAGAGGACUGCAGCCACCAUGCUGCUCUCCUGUGUGCUCCCGGAGAGAAACCAGAACACCCUCCGCCACUUCUUUGAGUUCCUUCACAGUGUAUCUUUAAGGAGUGGAGAAAAUAAGAUGGACAGCAAUAAUUUGUCUGUAAUCUUGGCUCCUAAUCUCCUCCACUCUGGAGACGUCACAGAAAAGAUGAAUGCAAACACAGAAAAACGCCUCAAACUCCAGUCAGCGGUUGUCCACUGUUUCAUUACAAAUGCUCACAGCUUUGGUGUGCUGCCACAGUUUCUUCAAGAGAAGAUACCUGUUAUGAUGGGCAGUGAUUCUAGCGCUCAGUCACCGGCUCAAGACGAGCUACAAGAACUUGAACUAAACUCGGGCAUAAAGAGGAGGCCGAGGCGAAGCUUUGGAGAUUUGGUCAGUGGUGCUCUGAAUAAGAUCAAAACAAAUAGAACCCCCACAAAUAACCCCCUGUCAGACAGUAUUGUAUUUUCUUCGGCAACUCCUGUUAUUGCAACCCCCAACUCUAAGCGAAAACUACCUCUGGAAUCUGGCCACAGUUUUGGAUUCUCAAAUAAGAAGCGCAGGUCAAUGAAGAAGACCCUGGGCAUAGACUUACUCCCUGAUCCCAUGUUAAGCGGCACUUGUACUCCUGGAUCCGCUCGGAGUGCUUCUGGAGUCCUUGAUUCGAACACCUGUUCCUCUGGAGGUCAGUCUCGCAGGCGCUCUGUCACUUCUGUGCGGAGAAAAAGCCGAAGACUGAGCAGCCGACAUGCAGUAAACAGGGUGGAGUCUGGUCGAGCCGGUUGCUUUUCACCCAAAGUCAAAAAGGAUGCACCACGCAAAUCUCUGCGCAUGCGCUUCAGCCUGGGUAAAAGCAGCAAAGAAGCUGGAUCUGAGUCCAUUGGCUGGAGACUUGCCUCUCAGGAAAGCACGUCCAGCUUUUGUUUCACCAAAGAAAUGGAGUUCGCCAGUCCAUCCGUGUUGCCCAGGAUCAACGAGUCGAACGGCACCAAAUACAUCAGUAAGUCCGAGGACAACUUGUCGACGCCUCAGCCACACUGGAGCGACCGCCGGGCUGUUUGGGCCACCGAGACUCCGGUAACAUCUCAGGACUUUAGCCGAGGUUCUUUUUCCGAUACUCCUUUGAACAUGUGCCUGAAGAACAAGGGCACUUUCUCCUCUGAGCCCAUCAUAGUCCUGUCCAAGCCUUCGCCUGCAUCCAACCGGCCCCUCAAGUUUUGUUGCGCUUCGAGUGCUGACAGUUUGGAGAGCGAGGGAGCAGCAGCAGCUGAAGCCCAGAGUCAAAUGGGGCCCACCCUGAUUAAGAUUAACAAGGUCUUUACAGAACUGAGGAGUGACUGGCGACCUGCAGAAACAUCACAAGCAAACCGUUCCUGUGUCUUUCAUCCAGAAACACCAUCUUCCUUCAUGGCCCCAUCUCAAUCUUUUCUGGCGAAUUACGACCAUAACUUUACUUUUGGUCAAAUGGAGCUAGCGUGCCUGUCUCCUUUGCAUAUCGACAGCGCAGUGUUCGACUGCGAUACGAACGGUAGUCUCUUGUUAAAGCGUUCUAUAGAAACUCCCGCCAGGAACACGCCGGACGUCUUCACGUUGGACGAUGGAGAAAAGCAUGAGCUGGUGGAUUGCAGCAGACUGAUCGACGCCCUGGACAUUCAGAGUCCCGCUCAUUUCAAGCCAGGGCUGCUGUCCGGGCUUCAGUCCACGCCGUACAGAUCCGAAUUUGAACCUUGUGCAGAAAUCUGUACUCCCCCGAGGGCAGAGGGCGAUUUGAGUGUUGCGGGAGACGCCUGCGGUCGCGGUGCUAAAGAUGGUGAUCAGGAGAUGGCCUUGUCUCCUGACGAUCUGCAGGCGCAAAAGUGCAAAGUCUCCGAGCAUAUCCAGCACUUCAACAGGCUCACGCUGCGCUAUACAGAAGGAAAUCAGGGCAAGAGCAGGUCCCCUCUCAGCUUCCAGCGCACGCCAGUCCGCCAGACCGUACGAAGGAUCAACUCUCUACUGGGGGACAACCGGAGACUCACCAGAAGCACCGUUCGCCAGGGUAUGCCCAAGUCUGUAAGCCUAGAAUCGGGCAUCUCUCCGCACCCGCAAGCCCGCACAAACCUGGACAAAGCUGCGGUUACAAGUGCAAGGUCAGCGAAGAAGCCGCCUCCUCCUCCUGUGCCUCCCAAAACCAGGACCCUGAACCGGAAGGCCAAGCAGAGUGCCCUCGGAGACGUGACCAACAAGCUCGAGCCUGUCACCAAAAUGAACACUUCUGGCUCCAGGUGCCACCAAGAGCAGCCCAGACCCCAGAAUUCCUUUGUGCAGUUUGAAAAGGAGAUGCAUCAUUACAGGGGCUCUCCCAGAAACCCCCUCAACCAGACACGACUUCUCUCGGCGACGAAACCUGUUGAUUUAUAG